ACUAUUUUGCACAAAUUCCCAAACCCCUUUUCUCACUGUCCUUUUCCUCAAAAUAUAAUUUACUGUGCUGAUGAGGUUGGCUAAAUCGAAGAGUGAUUGUUUUCACGUUUCUCACUGCACUCCCACAUGCUAUUUAUUGCCUGCUGAGUGUGUAGUUGGGGGUUAAAUGAACCUCCAUUAAAGGCCGCUUCCUUCCCCCAUCAGAACCCCUCGAUUAUCUCGUCUGUUGGGGGGGUUUCUGAGUCUGCUCGUACCCGCCGCUUCGAAUUGGGCCCUCCAUUGCUCCAAUUUUAAUCAAUCUGGGUUCAAUUUCAAUUUCGAUUGCUGUUUGUUCGCUGCUGGUGACGCUGAUCGGUGAUUUCACGGUGUGGCGGUGUUUGAUUCUGCGACUCGAGCUCGAUCGUGAUUAAGUUAAUCGUUCUGGACUUGAGCUCACGCCACGUCAACAGUUAGCGCAGGCGGAUAUUUUUGUUCUUUCUAAUUAUCGAAAAGUGACAAAGACCGUAUCUACUCAUGAAGCGAAAGUCAAUAUACCAAACUACUCAUUUGUUCAAUGAACAUCCUUUCGAGGCCUUCUGGUGCGGAUCAUGGCACCCGGUCGAGCGCUUGAGAAUCAUUGGCGGGGUUAUCUCGACAAGACUAGUCGAUAAUGGAGUGACCACUGAGGAGGAGAUUUCUAUGUCACAUCUUCGUGUUAAGUCGAGACGAGCAACAUGGUUUGAUUGCUCAUCCUUUUUAAGGCCGGGAAUUGAUAUAUGUGUGCUUGCGACGUCUCCAAACUCCAACAACUCAAACGCCGAACCCGUCUGGAUCGAUGCGCGACUAAGGUCUAUUGAGAGAAAACCUCACGACGGUUUGUGCGACUGCCAGUUUCAUGUCAGCUUCUACAUAGACCAAAACCCGGAUCUUCAUAUGGAAAACAAACGGCUCAGCAAAGAGACGAGGAUUAUUAAAGUCGAUCAAAUUUAUAUUCUCCAGAGGCUUGAGAUGAAGCCGUGCCAAGAUCAGUUCUACCGUUGGGGCUUUACCGAGAACUGUUUUUCGCUGAAGAAGUUCAAAUUCUUCACCGGGAUCUUCUGCUCGGAUAUUACAUGGCUUAUCGUGGCAUCAGUUCAGAAGAAGACUGCGUUCGAUGUGAGGUCGUUGCAAAACCGUCUUGUCUACGAGGUUUCGGAAUACAACCCUGACGUAGUCCGAGAAAGUCCUCAGAAUCCUGCUCACACACUGAGUUUCAAAGUCGAGAACGACGACAUUUUAACGCCGGUCCUCUUACCAUACACUCCCCCUACCCCUCAAGAAGGAUCCGAGGGACUUGAAGUUGGUUUUCUGCGUUCGGAUGAUCUCAUUGAGCUGCGAAGGUCCAAGCGUCGAAAUGUGCAGCCCGAUCGUUAUAUGGGCUAUGAUAAUCCUCCAGAUUAUGAGGUUGAGGUGUCGCGACUAGGCGAAAGUAAGACGUAUAAAUUAGAGUACGGUGAAAUGUCAUCCGAGAGUGAAGAGUACGAUUCAUUCGAUGAUAUAGCCAUGCCGUUGUCCGUUCAGGCCGAUAAUGAAUUCCAGAAGCGCGGUGGUUUGGAGAGGUGGAUGAAGUCUCACGAGCGGAAUAAGGACUCGUCCGCUCGUAAGAAUAAGAGUAAAGGCAACAAAAAUUUGGGUGGAAAUAAACGAGGAAGGAAAAAAUCAGUUGUGUCCGAGGAGCUUGCUGUAGUUCCUUCGGCUGCGCAUUAUUCGAAUCUCCGUUACAAAUUUGCGGAAGAUGGUACGUUUGACUUGGGAGCGACAAUGUCCAAAUAUGCUUACAUGAAUCGAUCCCCAUCCUCGGGCCAGAAGGAUAUGUUCGAUUUUGACUUUAUGGAGUUCGGAGGCGAGAGUCGAGGGAGCAAGAAGGGUAUGCGAAGGAAGUACCGUAGGAAUCAUAGCGAUUCUGCGAGCUUUAAGAAGGACUCGGUCUACGUACGAGAGAGCAUUUAUGAUGUUAGAAGUUUCAGGAAGGGCUCUUCGACUGCACAGCUAUGCCGCGACUUGAUCAAGCGAUGCAUGAACAACAUUGACGCCACUCUUAAAAAUGAGCCGGUCGGGCCGCCUGUGCUCGAUCAGUGGAAAGAGAUUCAGUCGUCGGCGCAGACGAAUAAACGAGUGGAAGAGGAGAAACCCCCCGUGGAAAAAGAAGAAGUUUCGGAGAUGGAGAUUUUGUUUAAGGAAAUGGAUCUCGCUCUUGCGUCGUUUUAUCUUUUCGAUGAUAAUGAGGAUUCUCACAAUGAACGACGAAUGGCGGAUAAGCCCGAGGACAAAUGCAAACACGAUCUCAGGCUCGAUGAACAAAUCGGAACUGUUUGCCAGCUGUGUGGAUUUGUGGACACUGAUAUAAGACACAUCCUCCCGCCGUUUGCGCCGUCGGUGUACUCUGCGCACAAGGAGCGUAGAACAGAGGAUGAAACACAGGAUCAAAAGACUGAAAACAAAGAGAUGGAUCAAUUCUCCAUUCCCGCUCCCUCGACUACGCCGUCGAACAUUGCCGCAGACGACAACAAUGUGUGGGCUUUGAUACCCGACCUCAAAGAUCAACUGCGCUCACACCAGAAGAAGGCCUUCGAGUUUCUCUGGAGGAACAUCGCGGGGUCGUUGAUGCCGUCGCAAAUGGAGAAACGGAAAGACAAACGAGGCGGCUGCGUCAUUUCCCACACUCCCGGCGCCGGCAAGACUCUGCUCAUCAUCGCCUUUCUAGUCAGCUACCUAAAGCUGUUUCCCGGGUCAAGACCGCUCGUCCUCGCACCGAAAACGACACUGUACACGUGGUACAAGGAAAUACUCAAGUGGAAAGUGCCGGUGCCGGUUUAUCAAAUCCACGGCGGUCAGACGUACAAAGGCGAAGUCUUGAAGCAGAGGAUGAAGCUCGCUCCGGGAUUGCCGCGCAACCAGGACGUGAUGCACGUUCUCGACUGCCUCGAAAAGAUGCAGCGCUGGCUGUCGCAGCCGAGCAUCCUGCUCAUGGGCUACACCUCGUUCCUGACCUUAACGCGCGAGGAUUCCCAUUACGCGCACAGGAAGUACAUGGCGCAGUUGCUGAAGCGAUGCCCCGGAAUUCUGAUACUCGACGAGGGGCACAACCCGAGGAGCACGAAAUCGCGGCUGCGGAAAGGUCUGAUGAAGGUCGACACAAGGCUCCGGAUUCUGCUCUCGGGUACGCUGUUUCAGAAUAAUUUCGGCGAAUAUUUCAACACGCUCUGCCUGGCGCGGCCGAGCUUCGUGCACGAGGUUUUGAAGGAGUUGGACCCAAAGUACGAGAGCCGAAACAAAGAGCGACGAACGCAGUUCUCACUCGAGAAUCGGGGCCGGAAGCUUUUGAUUGAUAUGGUUUCGAAGAAGAUUGACUCGCGAAAGGGAGGGGAAAGGGAAGAAGCUCUGAAGACGCUUAAGAAACUGACGGGGAAGUUCAUCGACGUUUAUGAAGGAGGUAGCUCGGACAAUCUCCCGGGCUUACAAUGCUACACGUUGAUGAUGAAGUCGACGAGUUUUCAGCAAGAGAUUCUGGUGAAACUUCAGAACCAGCGCCCGGCGUACCGCGGAUUCCCAUUGGAAUUGGAGUUACUGAUUACGCUCGGCGCGAUCCACCCCUGGUUGAUUCGGACGACCCUGUCGUCGAAAAAUUACUUCAACGCCGAGGAACUGGACUAUCUCGAGCAAUUCAAGUACGACAUUAAGUCCGGCUCGAAGAUCAGAUUCGUAAUGAACCUAAUCCCGAGGUGCCUACUGCGCGACGAAAAGGUUCUGAUCUUCUGCCACAACAUCGCCCCGAUAAAUCUGUUCCUCCAGAUAUUCGAGAAGUUCUUCGGCUGGCGCAAGGGCCGCGAAGUGCUCGUGCUUCAGGGUGACAUCGAGCUUUUCGAACGAGGGCGCGUGAUGGACAAGUUCGAGGAGCCCAUGGGCCCGUCGAAGAUAAUGUUGGCAUCGAUCACGGCGUGCGCGGAGGGCAUUAGUCUGACGGCGGCUUCGCGGGUGAUCCUACUCGAUUCGGAGUGGAAUCCUUCAAAGAGCAAGCAGGCGAUCGCGCGUGCGUUUCGGCCGGGGCAGAACAAAGUUGUGUACGUGUACCAGCUGCUGGCGACGGGGACUUUGGAGGAGGAGAAGCACAGCAGGACGACGUGGAAGGAGUGGGUUUCGGACAUGAUAUUUAGCGACGAGCAUGUGGAGGAUCCGUCGCACUGGCAGGCGCCGAAGAUCGAGGACGAGCUGCUGAGGGAGAUCGUUGAGGAGGAUCGGGCUGCGCUGUUUCAUAAGAUCAUGAAGAAUGAGAAGGCUUCGAGUUUGAUCCGAGGUGGGAAGGAUAAGAACAUCAUCAAUUAAGGUAUGUUUUCUUUGCUUUGGCUUUUGGAAACUUUUUAAGUACUUGGGAAACGAUCUGUUUGUUUGUUUGUUUGAGCUUCGACUUAUGUUUCGAUACAUUUUGGUUUGGAUGAUGAUUGGUGUUUGUUUGUGCUUUGAGACUUA
Andrographis paniculata is the source of this 4485-nucleotide messenger RNA. Its product is annotated as SNF2 domain-containing protein CLASSY 1-like. Gene Ontology annotation, biological process: gene silencing by siRNA-directed DNA methylation. The record is from RefSeq and is a predicted model, not a curated record. NCBI's taxonomy places the organism in Eukaryota, Viridiplantae, Streptophyta, Magnoliopsida, Lamiales, Acanthaceae. Gene Ontology annotation, molecular function: ATP binding; ATP-dependent chromatin remodeler activity. The coding region runs from base 514 to 4341 and encodes 1275 amino acids. The transcript is spliced from 6 exons.